Messenger RNA from Nipponia nippon (crested ibis), 297 nucleotides. NCBI's taxonomy places the organism in Eukaryota, Metazoa, Chordata, Aves, Pelecaniformes, Threskiornithidae. The record is from the annotation of a RefSeq genome assembly.
AUGUCACUCUCCCACCUGAGCUUCUACUCAGCCUUCACUCUAAGCGGCCUAGGCCUGGCAUUCCACCGAACCCACCUAAUCUCCGCCCUACUAUGCCUGGAAAGUAUAAUACUAUCCAUAUAUAUUGCUCUAUCAAUCUGACCAAUCGAAAACCAAGCAACAUCCUCCGCCCUAAUACCCGUGCUCAUACUCUCAUUCUCAGCCUGCGAAGCAGGUACAGGCCUAGCAAUACUAGUAGCCUCCACCCGAACCCACGGCUCCGACCACCUACACAAUCUGAAUCUCCUACAAUGCUAA